Messenger RNA from Rhinolophus ferrumequinum (greater horseshoe bat), 1353 nucleotides. Its product is annotated as tripartite motif-containing protein 77-like. The record is from RefSeq and is a predicted model, not a curated record. Gene Ontology annotation, molecular function: protein binding; zinc ion binding. The transcript is spliced from 5 exons. Lineage: Eukaryota; Metazoa; Chordata; Mammalia; Chiroptera; Rhinolophidae. The coding region runs from base 1 to 1353 and encodes 450 amino acids.
AUGGAUUCUCUUUUCGUGCAGUGUCCCUCCAAUAAGCUCAUCUGCUCCAUCUGCAAGGACUAUUUCACAGACCCCAUCACCAUCAUCUGUGGACACAGCUUUUGUACUCCCUGUCUCUGCCUUUUGUGGGAAAAUACCCAGACUCUCACUUACUGUCCUGUGUGCAGGACAAUAUCGCCACGAAUGGACUUCAAAAGCACAAUUUUUGUUAAGAGACAAGUUCAUCUUCCUGGAGAGUCAGUUGUCUGCCAGUUCCCAAGCUCUGCCGAGCAGAUCUGUAAAACACACCAAGCAAUAAAAAACCUCUUCUGUCACAUGGACAGGAGCCUGCUGUGUUCAUUCUGCUCUCACUCCCUAGGGCAUGCCACUCACAGGCACUGUCCAGCAAAGCAGGCUGCUCAGCACUACAGGGAGAGUAUUCUGAUGCAAAUGAAGUGUAUUUGGAAAACUAAACAGAAAAAUCAGAAAAAUCUAAACGAAGAGACCAACAUAUUGAGAAUAUGGGAGGGUUUUGUAAAUCUACGGAUGGUGAUGAUCAGGGCUGAAUAUCCUAAGGUGUAUCAAUACCUCCAUGAAGAAUUGGAAGAACAGUUAGAGAGGCUGGCAAAUGAAGGCAGGAUAAUUUUUCAGCGACUCAGGAGCAAUGUAACCAGAAUGGUUCAUAUGGGGAAACUCCUGAGAAGAAUAUAUGAGGAGCUGAAGAAACUAAGUCAUAAAUCAGACGUGGAUCUGCUCCAGGAAGUGGGUCUUUCUCUUUGCAGAGGUCAGUUAGUGCAGUUCUACAUGCCCCAGCCUGUGGACCCACAGCUCACUGCAUGGACCAUCACUGGGAUGUCGGAAAGGCUUAACAACUUCCGAGUGUAUAUUACCUUGGACCAUAAGAUAAGCAAGUAUGACGUGCUUCUGUUUGAAGAACUGAGACAUUUGCAGUGCAGUCUGGAUCAUCAAGACUCACCCCGUAAUCCAGCAAGCUCAGAGUAUAUUCCUUCGUGGGGAGCACAGACCUUCACAUCUGGCAAACAUUACUGGGAGGUGGAUGUGGGAAGCUCCUGUAAUUGGAUUAUAGGGCUUUGCAAGGAAUCCUGGGCAAAUAGGAAUGAUAUGCUCCUUAACUCUGAGGGUCUCUUUCUACUUCUAUGUGUCAAAGUGGAUGACCACGUCAAUCUCUUCUCUACCUCCCCACUAAUACGCCAAUAUAUUCAAAGACCUCAGGGCUGGGUAGGGGUAUUUCUAGACUAUGAAUUUGGUGUAGUAAGCUUUGUUAAUAUUGCCAAAAGUUCCCUCAUCUGUAAUUUCCUCUCAUGCUCCUUCUCUUUUCCUCUCAAACCUUUCAUUUGCUUUGGACCCAAAUGA